AUGGCAACCGACACGUCAAGACUGUGGAGUUGCGAAACCCUCGCCCACGGGAUCGACUUCUUGAAUCAAGAGGCUCUCAAAGCUGGCGAAGAAGAAAAUCUUUUAGAAGCUAUGAUCAAGGACAGCAGCUGGGGCAAUGGACGUUGCAACUGCGGAGACACAGCAGGCCUGCAGGUGGUGGAGUGGUGCGCUACGGAUUCCCAAGUUGAAGCUGCGCUCAACACUCAGAGCGGUUCGGUCCCUACAGAACAGCCUCCAGUGACACCAAAGACCUUGGUGCCCUUUACCCCUACCAGCCCUGGUGAAUCUGUUGAACCCAGAGUGGAACCGAACGCCCCCGAAGCUGAAGCACUUGCGGAACAAAAGACUUCAGAAGACAAGGAGCCCCAAGCUGCUAAGCCAGUCGCCACACCAGCUAGGGCUGGUGCGGCUGUGGACAGCAGUCAGUCCGCCCAGCCCGCCAAUCCACCCAAGACAGCACUGCCUUCCAAGCCGAAGAGGAAAAACGUCUACGAUGGCAUGGAGGAGUUCUACGUAGUGGUCAAGGAGAAGGGAACUCGGGAACACGAGCUUAGCCAGGAAGAGAUCAAAAAAAAAGUGAAGGGGUUGGAGGAAGAUGAGGCACCGCACUUGGCGCCUGAUGCCUUUGAAGCCCUUGGGCAAAUGGAGGAGAGAAAUGCUGCCAUAGCGGCAGAACCGUUGGAUCAGGGAUCCCAGGUUGAGGAGACCAAGAAGAAGUUCAGAAAGUUCCUCGAGUCUAUGAUUCAAAAGGGAGGUAAGAUCAGGCAGUUGGUGAGGGAAAUCUCAGAGAUCUACUCCAAGAGCGACCUUUUGCAAAAGCUCUGCCCUCAAUCCAUGUCGAAACGACAGCUGGAGGAUGAGCUGCAGAAACUCGACUCCCAGUACGAUGCCUGCAAUGCAGUGAUGGCCGCUGGAGAGGUUGGAGGAUUUUCUGAUGAGUGGGGGGCUAAGUUGAAUGCCAAGAAGUAUGAAAAGAAGGACACGGAUUUGGUGGGUGCUCCGGUCAAGAAAGAAAAGAAGGAGAAACGUGAGAAGGAGAAACGUGAGAAGAAAAGUAAGUCAAGCAAACGAAAGACAGGUGAAGCUGAAGCCGAGACCAAGACGCCAACUCGGAAGGCCUUGACCAAAGACAUUGGUGAAGGGGUCUGUGCCUCAAUCGUGCCGGGAGUGCAAGCUCACUUCAUACACCAUGAACCCAUUUGCACCACCAGACCAAUGAAGCGGAAGGGCCAUUUCCAUGGCCAAUGCCCCUGGGGCGUGGACGGACGACCACCAAUGACGGCCUGGCAAAUGGAGAUGGUCGAUUUCGUUGGUUUGAAAAACUUCCACGUGAACUUCAGCGCAACGGGUAAAACCGGAUCCAAGAACGUGCGUUUGGGAGGGGACACCGUGAACACGGACAUGGUGGAUGGCGCCUCCAGCUGCAGAGGUGCCAUCAGAGCGGCACAUGGAGUUGUGAGGGAUAUUGGGCAGGAGGCUGCUAAAAGUAGCCGCGGCCUCUUAGAGUUGAGCCGAUGUUCUCAGAAGAAUAGCGAAAGGGAUGUUGAAAGAGUAUCAAGGCAAUACAAACUUCAACUUCCUGUUCCGAUGAGGGAAUUACAGAAAUCCCCAGGAGUCCGGUAUAUGGGCACAUUCCACGUGAUCGCUUUGGAAGACUGGAUGCAAUUCAUUGUUGAUCACAACCUUUUCCACAUACUUUGCGGCCUCAACCAGCCGGACCACAAACGUGAGAGGGCAAUUCUUCGUGAGUUUUGGAAGUUGUACCGCGCUGCAAACCCAAAUCAUCAGAUGUGGGACAUGAUUGACAGACAUAACAUUCAGCUCUCUCGCUUGGCACCCAUGUUGCUACAUGGUGAUGAAGGCAGAGGCCGCAAAAAGAUGCCUUUCCUUAUCACUUCCUAUCACUCGAUGAUUGGGUUCGGUACAACUUUAGCCAAUGAGCAGCGAAAACAGAGAUUGUAUCUUCAACUCCGUCUCAACUACUCCGGUUCUUCGCACACGACCAGGAUGAUCUCUGGCUGCUUACCAAAGAUGACCAAGGACGAGGUUGCCUUGAAAGAUCUUCUUUCUUUUACUGCUGGAGAUUGUAUGCGCACGUUUCAAACAGGUGUUGCAAACCAGGAGGGCGAGAGAUACCAUGCUAUAUGCUUAAAUGCAGUUGGAGACUGGAUGUGGCUCGCAAAAGCCGCGAAUUUGCAGCGAAGUUUUGCCAAUGUUCCGAAGCAAGCUUUGGUUCCCACUUCGGUGCCAAAGGGCAUCUGCCACUACUGCCACGCUGGACAGACAAAUUACGAUUUUGAGGAUUUGGGAUUCAAUCCGGCUUGGAAGCGCACAAUGUUUUUGCCUGGAGACCAACCGUGGAAAUCCAGACCUGCUUUGUUGGACCUUCCACACGAUCCGUCCAAGCCAGCCGCCUUUUUUUCAUUUGAUAUUUGGCACGCCUUCCACCUUGGCCUUGGAAAGGUCUUUGUGGCAUCGGCAUUGGCCUGCAUUUCUGAUCUGUUCCGUGGAACCAACAUUGAUGCUCGCUUUCUUGAGCUGACGGAUCUGUAUCUUCAGUGGUGUGAUGAAAAUCGGACGCCCGCCUAUAUCAUUGGAAUAACCAAAGAAACUUGUGGAUGGUUCGAUCGAAAGACUUACCCGAACGGACAGUGGCACAAGGGUCACAUCACGACGACGCUGCUUCGUUUUUUGGAGUCAUGGUUUUCAAAAAACGAUGUUUCACAGGAUGCAAUCUUGUCAUGUUGCAAAGACGCAACACUUUGUGUCAAUCGUUGCUUCCACCGAAUGUAUGCCAGUGACCUGUGGCUUGAACGAGAUUUGGCCCGAAGCAUUGGAGGUGAUGGCAUGGAAUUUCUAUGUCAGUUUCAAAGGCUGGCGCACGAAUCAUUCAAUCAGGGGAAAGCUCUCUUCCCGUACCUCCCCAAGACGCACAUCGUUCACCACACGAUGCUGGAGUGUUGUGACACUGUUUGCACAACAUUGUCUCCUUUGGCAUUUGGCGUCCAGGUCGACGAGGAUUUCAUCGGAAAGAAGAGCCGCUUGGCGCGGCGCGUGGCACCAACACAGGUGAUCUUGCGCGUGCUGCAACGGUCACUGCAGGUUGCAUAUGCCUAUUGGCAUGAAGCUGGCUUCAUCAAGGGCUAA
This is a messenger RNA of Cladocopium goreaui, 3168 nucleotides long. The record is from the annotation of a GenBank genome assembly. NCBI's taxonomy places the organism in Eukaryota, Dinophyceae, Suessiales, Symbiodiniaceae.